Messenger RNA from Mizuhopecten yessoensis (Yesso scallop), 1954 nucleotides. Its product is annotated as leucine-rich repeat-containing protein 51-like. Gene Ontology annotation, molecular function: protein binding. The record is from RefSeq and is a predicted model, not a curated record. The transcript has 5 exons. Bases 161 to 817 code for a protein of 218 amino acids. Lineage: Eukaryota; Metazoa; Mollusca; Bivalvia; Pectinida; Pectinidae.
CAUUAACAUAGCAACGGAAAAGCAUGAUGGCGUCGUGUUGAACCUCGACAUCUGUAAAAUAAUAUAUUUUAUUCGGGAGAAUAAUGUAGAGAAAUUAGUCGCCAUCUGCAACUUUGGUUUACAUUUCUAUCAACACCCCUGGCGACUCGAACAACACAUAAUGGCAAACACGUCGGGAUUAAGUAUUGUUCCAUUCCAAGGUGCUGGCUCUAUUAACAGAAGGAAGAACACCACCACGUCAGCCAUAGACAAUGUAAAUGUGCUCUCGAAAAAUAUUGAUUUCUCCUUCUGCAACUACACCAAUACAGAAGACAUUAAAAAUGAGGUUCCAAGGGCGUCUCCAAGGAAGUCCAAACUUCCUGACAUGGAAAACAAGAAAGCUUCCACUAAAAGUGUCCGCCUAAACAAUAACAAACUGUGCGAUGUUUCCUGUAUCAAAGACACGCUGGAGGCUCAUACUGUCAACCCCCUGGAGGUAGAGUGGAUCGACCUCUCCUUCAACGAGCUCACCAAUAUUGAUCCUGUAAUAAUGGAUUUUGAAAGGUUACAAAUUCUUUACUUCCAUGGCAACAAAAUCAGUGAUUUAACGCAGAUAGAAAAACUCCGGAAUCUCCGACAUUUAAGGAAAUUGACCUUACAUGGUAACACCAUUGAAAACCAGAAGAUGUACAAACAGUAUGUGCUGUCCACGCUUCCCCAGCUUCAUUGUCUCGACUUCAGUCUGAUCACAAACGCUGACCGAAUCACCGCAGCCACCUGGAAUAAAAUACAGAACAAAGGUCCAAAGAAACAGAAACCAAAGGAUGAUGAGGACUGAAAAACACCAAAUAAACAGUUGUUGCUGAAAAACAUAGGUACUAUAACAUAGUGUUUCACUCCAACCUAUAAAUAUUAUGCAUCAACGAACAGUGGAACUUUACCUAACUGUGAACAAUAUCAUACUAUUGUUUAAGUAAUAUUUUGUAAUUAUUUCUAUAUCUUCUCAAAGUAUUUUGUUUGAUUUUUGAAAAAUCAUGUAGAAAUUUUAAGAUGUAUGUUUUAAAUAAAUUCUUGGAUAAUGAUAACACUUCAUAUCCUACCUGUUUUAAAGGGAGUAUGCUGACAAUUAAAAUGUAAUUUGAAAUAGUUUUUAAUCUUUGAUUAUUUGAUGGACCUUAUCCAAAUGUGUGGCAAAGAAGGAGACAUUUGUGAUAUAUAGAAAUUGUUUAAUCUUGUACACUAAAACAUUGUAAGUCAGGAAUCUCUUGUAAAAUGGGAACAUCUGGAAUCUUGUACGGCGGGUUUUGUUACUAAGUGUACUUAUGUGGGAUGAGAAAUACAUUUUGGGAAACAAAGGUCAUCAGCCCCUAACUAUUACCAUGCUAUCAUUGUGCCUGGAACCCCUGUUUCAUGAAGAAAGGUUCUCUGUAAAUGGUAUUCUGUUGUUUAGCAUGAUUAAAUGGGACAACCUGCUGGUGUGUGUCGAUAUAUUUAUACAAUAAUUUUGGUUUUAAAAAAAUCAUGAAAUAGAAUGUGAUAGCUGAUCAUUUCAGAAGAAUUAAAUUGUGAUAUUUCAUUUUUUUUUCAAAUUAUGCUUUAUAUGAUAUGUAUUAAAUAUAGUAUACAGUAAUUUAAAUAGCCACUUAUUUGGAAUAUGCAGAUUAUAUUGUGUUGGAGAUUUAAGCAGUAUUUGUUAAAGUGAUUUCUUAAAAAAACUUACUUUAUAGACAAGCAAUCUUUUUAUAUACAUGUACACUAUUUUUUAGUGGUAAGAUAAGAAUAUUUUGUUAUGUCUCGGAUACAUGAGUAUUAUCUUUGUCUAAUAGAUAUGUAGGUUGUGAUGAGAGCCUCACUGUAAUAGGGGUUUGUCGUUGUACAGUAAAAUACUACCAUACUGUAUACAUAUCCCACAAGGGCGUAGCCACAAUGUAUUACUUCAUUCACUGAUCAAUGUAAUAAAAUACUUGAAUCACUA